AAGAAAUUUGGACAUUUUAGGCGAUAUGAAAAAGAUCUUAGAAAUAUUGCAAAAGCUUAGCCAAACAGGUAAGUGGAAGUGGGUGUUGCACUACAGGGACAGCCGUCGCCUCAAAGAAAACGCACGGUUGUAUCCCAAAGCUAAAGAGAAAACUGACCUAUUGAACAAAUGCAAAGAAGAUGGACUGUUAGACAUUUUGCCUUAUCAUGAAUGCGAUCUUGUGUCAAGACAAGAGCCAAACUAUCUUCAAUGCCUUUGCCAUCAGCAGGUCCAAAAUAUAUCAUUCCGGUAUCCUGUUUUUGUCACUGAUUCUGAAACAGAUGGCGUGUUUGAAAAGAAUGGGAUUUUGACAAUGACUGUCAACUCUUUCUUGAUGGGAUUGCUCAGUAAAACCAUUUAUGGCUUUACAUGAAAAAAAAAAAAAAACAACAACUGGUGAUUGUGAAUGACAAUCAGUCACAAAUGUACUAUGUUAAGUACGACUUUCUUCUUUAUGACAAACACUAUCAUUUUUGGAUAGUAGAAUAAAACAGACUAUUGGGAUUAUUUACUUAUUGCAUUUUUUAUGUAAUUGGUUUUUAUGUGCUAAAACCUUAAUAUCGACCUGACGUUUGUCUUUUAAUUGUUAAUCGUAUUUUGUACAGCUAACCAUAUCUAUACUUAUUUACAUAUAUACUAAAAUCCUGAGUUUGUAUAGUAAGUGUAUUGACAAAGACAUUUGAUGUUUUGCAUUAAAAUUGUAUAUUUUC
Messenger RNA from Periophthalmus magnuspinnatus, 749 nucleotides. Its product is annotated as protein TASOR 2-like. Gene Ontology annotation, biological process: negative regulation of gene expression, epigenetic. The record is from RefSeq and is a predicted model, not a curated record. Gene Ontology annotation, cellular component: nucleoplasm. Lineage: Eukaryota; Metazoa; Chordata; Actinopteri; Gobiiformes; Gobiidae. The coding region runs from base 26 to 412 and encodes 128 amino acids. The transcript has 3 exons.